Messenger RNA from Stereum hirsutum FP-91666 SS1, 571 nucleotides. RefSeq lists its product as uncharacterized. The record is from RefSeq and is a predicted model, not a curated record. The coding region runs from base 39 to 440 and encodes 133 amino acids. Gene Ontology annotation, molecular function: dynein intermediate chain binding. Gene Ontology annotation, biological process: microtubule-based movement. The transcript has 5 exons. Lineage: Eukaryota; Fungi; Basidiomycota; Agaricomycetes; Russulales; Stereaceae. Gene Ontology annotation, cellular component: cytoplasm; cytoplasmic dynein complex.
CAACUCUCUCCUAUUCCUCUUCACCACCACUUACUACAAUGUCUAGCGGACUCCUUGCUGGAAUGCGUUCACCCACUACCCCUCGCUCUGAAUCGGCCCCUUCUCCACGGCCGAAGUUUGAUUCAGAGCUGCUGAAGACUUAUGUCAAGACAUUGCUCUCCAUGACUUUGCAGGGCGCGACCUGGCCAGAACCUCGAGAACGGGACAAGGUUCGGGCGUGGAUGAAAGAGAUAGGUGAGCGUGUUAAGGAGAGGAUGAUUGAGAUCGAGCCUCGGGGCUUCAAGUAUAUCGUGCUAACACAAAUCAACGAGAACUUGGGACAAGGUGGACGUGCGGACAUGAUAUGCCAUUGGGAAGAUUCAGAUACUGUUGUACAAGAGGUCCUCGUGAACGAUUCCCUCAUAUGUAUCUGCAUUGCUUUCGCCGUCCGGACUGUGUAACAUGUAUCCCUCGCAAGGCUGACACACUAUACCCGGUAUUCAUCACGCUAUAAUUCGCCCCGACUAUACCCAACUCGACCUACAUGCGAUUCUAGUUGUUCGUCGAUUAAUGUCAUUUGAACGCCCUCAAG